Molecule: messenger RNA, 1371 nt
Organism: Parasteatoda tepidariorum (common house spider)
Lineage: Eukaryota; Metazoa; Arthropoda; Arachnida; Araneae; Theridiidae
Gene: Eaf
Product: ELL-associated factor
Biological process (GO): transcription elongation by RNA polymerase II
Cellular component (GO): super elongation complex
Molecular function (GO): transcription elongation factor activity
Source: RefSeq, a predicted model, not a curated record
UUUAUUUCGAAAACGGAAGUUGUCUGCUCCUCUUCCAGUUAUUAUCACUGUGAUUGUAAUCAUAUGUAUCAUAAAAUUAUUUGUGGCAAUUCUGGUGUCAAAAUAAAAAAAAAUUAUUAUUUUUAAAAUUAUGUAGGUAAUGUGGAUAUGUGUUUUCUGAAGUUUUAAAUAUUGUUUUUCUCUCCUUGCCUGUAACUAUGGCCAAUAAAUUAGGAUUAUCAAAUGUAAAGAAGGAGCUUAAGCUGGGCAAAAGUUUUGGAAAGGGAGAGAAUUUCCAUACUUUCAGAUAUGAUUUUAUGCCAGCAUCUGUUGAUACAUCUAAAAGAGCAACAGUGGACAUUGGUGAUGGUCAUCAGGUUACCGUGACUGUUCCUCACAUUGAGGGAUCUGGUACUGCCAAUACUGUAUUUAAAGGUUCCAAGAAACCUUACCAAAAAGAAUGUGUUCUGAUUAUUGAUCAUACCACCGGAGAGAUAACUCUUGAAAAGUUGAGUUAUAAUGUGCAACUUAAAAAGACAAGGGCUGAAGGAAGUAGUAAAAUAAGAUCAAGUACACCUGUAGAAGGCAAUUACGUCAGUAAGAAGUCGCCUCCUUCUCAUAAGUUAUCUCCUCACCAAAAACCCAAUUCAACUUUUGGACGAUCAUCUCCUAAUCAGAAAUGCUCACCUCUUCCUAAAAGCCCAAUUGGCAAUCACCCAAGUCCAAACGGAAAUUCAAAUUCUUCUAUGCCUUGCCUGAAUGCACUGUCUUCUUAUAAGCCACCAGCCAUUCCAGAAGUUCCCAGCCAUUCUCUUUCCUGCGAAGAACCUGCUGCUGCUCAUGCUCCAGAAGUCGGAGUUCUUUCAUCUAGUAGCUCUAGUGAAUCAAGUAGUAGUGGGGAAUCUAGUGACUCUGAAUCUAGUGAUCAUGAAGAGAUGUCUAUGAAUCAGAAAUCUCACAAGCAUGAUCUAUCUAAUGGUGCUGCUGAAUCUCACCAUAAGAAAGAAAGAUCGAGUGCAUAUUCUUCUUCCAACACUCUUAGUAUGCCUUCAGCUAAUUCCAUGCCUAGUAAGAGUAUGCCAUCUGGUAUUUCUAUGCCCAGUAUGUCUUCUUCCAACUCCUUACCCAGCAUGCCAAAGUUCAAUCUGCUGAGUGAGGAUUUGAAGCUGAGUGAAUCUGAUAGUGACCAGUCUGAAUGAUAGUUAUAUGAUUUUUAUAUGGAAGUGUUUGUCUAAUAAAUUUUAUUGUGGCAUAUAUUUCCUGAUUCCAUCAACUAUGUAAAAGGAUAUUAAUUGCUGUGAUAUGUUUACCUUUUACAUAGAAUAGUAUCUAAUUUUUCAAUUCCAUGUACGUAGUUAGAGGGUGAAAUAAAAUAUGGUUUUGAAGUUUAAA